AUGGUAUCAACCAACAUAAGAAAUGAUCAAUCAUCUCUUCUUGUCCUGAUAAGUCACAUUUCAGUUGACCCUAUACAAAUCUUGGCAAAAAACUGGUCUGUUUCCUCUUCUGUUUGUGACUGGAUUGGAGUUACCUAUGGCUCUCGUCAUCACAGAGUGACCGCCCUAGACAUUUCGCACUUGGGGCUUACCGGCAUCUUACCAUCACACCUAGGAAACCUGCCAUUUCUUGUUUGUCUUAAUACGAGUAGGAACAGUUUCCAUGGAGGAUUGCCGAAUGAAUUUCCUCGGUUGCGCCGACUAAAGGUACUUGAUUUAGGCUAUAACAGACUUUCUGGAGAAAUUCCUGAGUGGAGUGGUUCAUUUCCUAAACUUCAAUACUUGUCCCUCAGAGACAACAGUUUCACUGGCCUAAUCCCGCCUUCCAUUUCGAACAUGUCAAAUCUGAGAAGUUUAUACCUUUCAAACAACUCUCUUGAAGGUAACAUUCCGGGAGAGAUCUUCAACAUUUCCUCACUGGAAAUGAUUUCGUUGGGAGAUAAUCGCUUAUCUGGAAGUCUUCCAAAUUAUAUGUGUGCCCAUCUUCCGAGACUAAGAGUCAUUGCCCUAUCAAAGAAUGAAUUGAGUGGUCCAAUACAAUCAAGCUUAGUCCAGUGUUCAGAACUUCAGGUUGUGUCCUUUUCGUUCAACAAGUUUAGUGGAACCAUACCAAAACAACUUGGGAAGCUGAAGAAACUUGAGCUAAUAUACUUCUCCAGGAACAAAUUAGUAGGUGAAAUUCCAAAACAGCUUGGAAAUUCAACCAUGCUCCAAUUCUUGGACUUAGCUGAAAACCACCUGACAGCAAGCAUGCAAAUCAAGGACUAUGCCACGCCAUUGCCCCAUAUCUCAUUGACGGAUGAAAGGGGAGGGCCUCAAUCAAAGAGCUUGUCGCUACAUGUGUAUAAACCAGCUGUUGGGGCGCUCGCCGAAUCUUUUAUACCUCUUGAAGGAUGCUUUCAUCCCGAAAAUUGGACUAGCAAGUGUUCUAAGGAAGUGGUGGCACCAUCGACUUUCUCCACUACCUCGAGGGAAGAAGAAGUGGUCGUAUUAAACUCGUCACUUCACAAUGGAGAUCCAGAAAUAGCCAAAUUCACGCUUCCGUUCGUGGGAUUCAAUGUUGACAAAGCUACAUGA
Messenger RNA from Coffea eugenioides, 1176 nucleotides. Its product is annotated as MDIS1-interacting receptor like kinase 1-like. The transcript has 3 exons. Lineage: Eukaryota; Viridiplantae; Streptophyta; Magnoliopsida; Gentianales; Rubiaceae. The record is from RefSeq and is a predicted model, not a curated record. Gene Ontology annotation, molecular function: protein binding. Bases 1 to 1176 code for a protein of 391 amino acids.